AUGGAGGCAAAUACAAAGCGUCAUAGGCUUCCUCUUCACAGAGCUCUCCUACUGGGAAGUGGUGGCGUUGGCAAGACAUCUCUCUGCAACAGUUUCUGUCUUGGUCAUUUUGUUGACACGUUCGACUCUAGCAUCGAUAAUGGCUACCGGAAGGAGAUCGCGGUUGAUGACAAGCCAUGCGUGAUCCAUAUCUUCGACAAAGGUGGCCAGGCUGAACAUCUGGCUCUCAGACAGGAAUGGAUCCGAGAAAGUACGGCCUUUGUACUUGUCUUCAGCUUCUUAUCAAGGGAGUCGUUUGAGAAGACGAAGAAGCUGUAUCGACAGAUACGGUCAGUUAAGAACGCACCUAUCCCCUUGAUACUCGCCGGAAACAAAAGCGAUACCAGGCCGGAAUCAUGGGAAAUAUCUGUUGAGGAGGCAAGGAGUUUGGCAGCAGAGUUCGGUUGCGAAUUUGUGCAGACAUCAGCCAAAUAUGACGAAAAUGUCGAAGAAAUGUUCCACAAGCUCAUCGCGCUAGCCCAUCACCUUGAUGAAGGAAAUCGACAACAGACAAAUGAUUUUCAGAAUCUUCCCAACACCGAAUUGAUUAUCGACGACAAAAGCUCACAUGGCGACGGCGCCAGGGAUGACAUAAAGGACAACUCAGGAGAUACGAGCGGAAGAAUAUUCGAAACAACCUCGACCACUGUCAUCAAUCACACAGAUUUAUCACGUCCCACAGAUGACGCCACCGAGCGGGUAGAUGAUUCAAUGCCUAGAAGCAAUUACAGGGAAAGAACUGGCUGGAGACGCCGUUUCUCAAGUUUUCUGAAACAUUUGUGA
Clonostachys rhizophaga is the source of this 822-nucleotide messenger RNA. NCBI's taxonomy places the organism in Eukaryota, Fungi, Ascomycota, Sordariomycetes, Hypocreales, Bionectriaceae. The record is from the annotation of a GenBank genome assembly.